Molecule: messenger RNA, 1920 nt
Organism: Hypoxylon fragiforme
Lineage: Eukaryota; Fungi; Ascomycota; Sordariomycetes; Xylariales; Hypoxylaceae
Exons: 2
Coding region: 1-1431 (476 amino acids)
Biological process (GO): regulation of DNA-templated transcription
Molecular function (GO): DNA-binding transcription factor activity
Source: RefSeq, a predicted model, not a curated record
AUGCAAGCCCUAAAGACCGACAGGUCGGACAAAGAGAGCUUUGAUGAGAACCCAGAUUUGGAAACGGUGUUAGCAUCUUCAGCUCUCCCUCUCCAGGAAGACCUGAACUUCAACGAAGCUAUUCUCAGCUCUCUACAGAGUUCUCGCAACCCAGCAACCAUUCCCCCUCAAGACUUCCCAGUCUUCACCACGGAUUCCCAACAGUCAACAUGGCUUCCCUCCAGUUCACCACGCCAGCCGGCACAAUCCGCGCAAUCCAACUUCCCACCCCUACAACAGGACUUUGUCUUGUUCGACCAACAACCAACCCCCCAGAGACAGAACGUUAACCGCACUGUAUCCGCGCCUGUCACAGCAGCAGCAGCCUUUGGAUCUCUACACGCCAAUCGUCAUCACCCGUCGUCGCAUUCCACUAGCGGUUCCGUAUCGCCGUCUAUUCAGAACCAACGAGUGAGCCAGAUUAUCCGGGCAACAGGGCAUCAGACUUCUCCCUCUACGGCUUUUACCAAUCGGUUUAAUUCUUCUGCGCAAAAUCAGAGUUUACAACAGUUUUACGCACCCCUUUCUUCUACUUCAGUGAGCCAGCAGCAGACUCGACCUGUUCGACCACCUGUGCCACUUUUCACGAACGGCAUUGGGAAGCAGCAAAACUCGGCCAAUAUGGAUCUUCAAGGUAUUUCAACCAGCACAUCUUUGCCAAGUGAUUCACUUAUCUCAUACAUUCCAGACGCUCUCAGUUUCGAAGACUUCACCCCCUUCGAGGGUGGAGCCACCACGGCUUACUCUUCCCCCGGAAUCCCUGGCUAUGAUAUGAAUGUGAGCUCCGGUUCGGACUCCGUCAGCAACUUGAGCACAGUGUCGCCCUCGGACCUGUUCCUACAGGAUCACUUCACAUCUGCGCCAAAUUCCAGUGCCAUCACGAACUUGACAUCGCCUUCCAUGUAUGGCGAGUCUCCAGACCUUCACGAUAGUUACGAGGUGUCCCCCAACUACGGCGGUAGCGACUUUGACCACGGCUCGAGGGACAACUGGUAUUCCUUGUUCCCUGACCAGAACGCGGUUUCCGAUCCCACUCCUACCCCAGCCAGCAAGGCCGAAGUAUCGCCAACGCUGGAGUCGGAUGACUUCGAAGAGGCUGAAACUACUACAACUCAGUCUCGUCGCAAGUCCAGCCACGGCAAAGGGUCACCCAGCAACAAGCCCUCUUCUGUCGCUGGUGUGAACCCUCGUCGUCGGGAUAAGCCUCUUCCUCCGAUUGUCGUUGAAGAUCCUCAUGACCCUGUUCUCAUGAAGCGCGCUCGCAACACGCUGGCAGCUCGUAAGUCACGUGAGCGAAAAGCAAUGCGAUUUGAGGAGCUGGAGGCCAGGAUCACAAAACUAGAAGAAGAACGUGAUUAUUGGAAGAACAAAGCCCUUUCAAAAACCGGUUGAUUUGGUUACAUCAUGGGAUGUAUUUAUUGCGCGGACCGAACUGGGGGGUAGCCCCAACAACGGUCAGCCAUUCCUAUUCUAUGGAAGCAGUGGUAACCGAUAUGAUUUUACGAGUGUAGUCAGUCGAUGAUGCUACUUGCCUUUUAUCAUAUAUUAUUAGGAGGUUUUCGAAUCAUUUCAUUUUCAAGAGUAUUUCACGGUCCCAGUAUUAUUAGGGCGACCAAAAACCGGGGUGGGCAGGAUUUCCUAUUUUCGUUGUCUUUUAAGGUAGUUAGCAUAUACCCUUCCCGUUCUUCUACGGGCCGGGAAUCAAUGAACCCAUUCAACUGAGAAGAGAUUAUAUUAUCGUACAUCUGUGUCGUUCUGUGUCGUGUUCUGUGACAUGAACCACCGAAGUCCCAUUCCCUUCAUGCUUGUUGGUAGCUGAAUGCUAGCCCUAGCCUUCCAAUUAGGUUCCAUGUUUCCCAUAUAGGUUACUUUAUGUUGUUC